AUGAACUCGGAUUACCAAUCCCCCAACGCGCAUGAAGGCGCCUGGCUAGGUGGCUCUGCUGAUCAUCUCAGCAUCGAUCCGCAACGCCUCAAUCCGCAUGCGCAUGCUGUCGCUUCCACCCACUUUGGCACUUCGCCUGGCAACCAAUCCGACCUCUCGAAUGAAGCCCAAUUCCACCACAACGACGAUCUCUCGGACGUCUCUGCAUCCGGCUACGAGAAUCCUUCCGUCAAUCAACUCUAUUCCGACGCCAUCAACAUGUCCGACUUUGACAAUAUCGACCGCACCACCACCACCACCAACCAGCCGCUCCAGCACCCUCCUUCCGCGCUUGUCACUCCUACUCUCGCUGAUCAAGCCGUGUACCAGGAUGCCAGAGGCUACAUGGGUGCCAUUCCUGCCUCGUCCACCGACUUGGGCUCCAGUGCUCGCUACAGCAUUCAGAGUGUUUCCACAGCCGCCGGUCUGGCACCCUCGACCAGCUUUGGAGAGGCCAGUCUACCGUCGGCCAACUCGACAGCCACCUUCACCCACGCGCCCUCCGCCAGCAUCUCUUCCAACCUCAACGCUCCCGUAGUGCACGAAUCUGUCCCCACCAGCUUUGACGAAAGCGUCCUGCGCUCGCUCUGCGACAUUGACUGCGCCAUGCCGCUCCUCUUUGACCGCAUCAAGCAAAGCAUGGUCUCGGCGCGCGAAGCCGCCACCUUUCUCAAAAAGCGCGCUGUACUCGAGGAGGAGUAUGCUCGAGGCAUGGCCAAGCUCGCACGUACCACGUUUGAAACUUAUUCGCUCAGCGAUGCCAAGGCGGGCACAUUUGUCAAGUCGUGGCAUUCCAUCGUCAAGACGCACGAGACGCUCGCCGACAACCGGCUCCGUUUUGCCACCAAGUUGAACGAGAUGAGCGAAGAGCUCUCCAAUCUGUCCAAGGAGGUUGACAAGAGUCGCAAACACGCCAGGGAAACGGGCUUGCGGCUCGAGAAGAACUUGCAAGAUGCCGAAGUGGGUGUCGAAAAGGCACGCGGUCGAUUCGAUACAGCUGCCGAAGAUCUAGAACGCUUGCUCUUGCUCAAAUCCGGUGAGUCGACAAAAUCCGGCGAGAUGCAAUCCGGCGCUGCCAGCGUUGGUAGCAGCGGUAAGCGUACGCUGGGCAAGGCGAUCGGCAAGAGCGGCUUGCUGUUCAAGAACAAGAACCCGCAGCAAAUCCUCAAACAGGAGGAAGAGGUGCGCGCGCGAACCAGCAGUGCCAGCGACGCUUUCCGAAGAGAAGUGCUUAGCACUCAAGGCAUACGCCAAGAAUACUUUCAUCUCCAGCUACCACGCAUCCUUCGCACGCUCAAAGAGAAUGCCGACGAGAUCGACAACGGCACGCAGUAUCACUUGGCGCGUUACGCGUUCCUCUUUGAAAGCACCGUGCUCAACGACGGCAUGGCCAUCUCGCCUGUCGGCACCGACGCUGUAUCGGCAAGUGGGCUCAACGGUGCGGUCGAGGCCAUCGAUAACCGCGCCGACUUUAAGCUGUACAUGAGCAACUACCAGGUGGCGCACGGACGCGAUUACAAGGGUCCACGUCGAGAAGGACCGUACGAGGAGGGAUUCCUCAAUACACCCGGGACGACCAAGGCGAACGCAACCACGCCCGCGACGCGCGCGCCUGUCUCGGAACGUGCCAUCUUUGGCGUCGAUCUAGCCGAGCAGAUGGCACGCGACAACGUCGAGAUCCCGCCGAUUCUGGAAAAGUGUUCACUCGCCAUCGAAGAAUUCGGCAUGGAAAAUAUGGGCAUCUACCGACUCUCAGGAACCACGUCCAAGGUGCAGAAGCUCAAAGCCAAGUUUGAUGCGGAUUGGUCAGCGGUGGAUUUGGUCAACGACGAAGCGAUCCAGGAUAUCAACAUUGUAGCUGGCUGUUUGAAACUUUGGUUCCGCGAAUUGCCGGAGCCCUUGUUGACACACGAACUCUAUCCCGCCUUUAUCGAGGCGGCCAAGAUCGACAAUGAUCGGUUGAGGCAUAUACGCUUGCAUGAAAGGGUGAAUGAGUUGCCCGAUGCAAAUUACGCCACGUUAAAGUAUCUAAUGGCGCAUUUGGACAGGGUCAAAUCUGUCGAGCAUCUCAACCAGAUGUCGGCGAGCAACUUGGCGAUUGUAUUUGGUCCUACCUUGCUGUCUGCGGCGACAAACGGCGAGCAUGCAAGUGCGCCCAAUGGCGGUGGCCUGCAGAUCCACGAUAUGAGCUUCCAGUGCAGAGCUGUCGAGACCAUCCUGGAAAAGUAUCGAGAGAUAUUUGUCGACGACGGUGACGAGUAA
Molecule: messenger RNA, 2301 nt
Organism: Mycosarcoma maydis (corn smut)
Lineage: Eukaryota; Fungi; Basidiomycota; Ustilaginomycetes; Ustilaginales
Exons: 2
Coding region: 1-2301 (766 amino acids)
Biological process (GO): signal transduction; regulation of GTPase activity
Cellular component (GO): cytoplasm
Source: RefSeq, a predicted model, not a curated record